UGUUUUUUUGUAGCUUGUAUGAUACAUUCAGGUUCUUAGAAUAGUACGGACUACAAAAUGACAACCGUAAAAUACUGUUUAAAAGAGUGAUGUUGGUUGGGUUGAGCAUAGGCUAGCUAGCUAGCUAACGUCAGCAAACCAAACCACUACAACAAGUGUGGCCAGGGUCAAUGAAGUUAACAUAGACAUAAGGGGUUAGUUUUCAAUAUUCGACAUUAGCUAGCUAGCCAUAUGUAUGACGAACUAAAAGAGAAGACGUUUUACAAUCUGAAUUCGCGAUCAAAAAUAUAGUUACUCGUAAAACGUAUUUUUAUUCAUAAAUCUGGCCAUGGCAUUACUGGACAAACCGGGUGCCGCAGUUUGCCGCUGUGUCAGGGGUCCUGGGUCUGAUGACGGGCACUGCGACUGUCCUGGCCACCAGCGAGGCGAAGAAGAAACCUGCAGCUCUGAGUCUCAGUAUUGAAGAGCUCCCGUCCCUCUAUGUUACUCCAGAGCCGCAGCUCCGGUAUGUGGAGCCAGAGGUGGGGCCAGUGGAACAGGGCGUGGCCAAGCUGAGGAAAUGGGCCGAGCCUUACACCAACCAGUGUCAGGUAAUGGGUCUGGUUGCCCUGGAGAAAGCUGAGGAGGUCUACAGGACUGUAGAGCCCACUGUGAGCGCCUCUACCAGGACAGUGAGAGAGACAUAUGAGUUCCUCAAUGAUCCUCCUCCGGACCUCUAUCCCAGCGUCGGGGUGGUUGGCUUCUCUGGCUUCUUAGGAUUGUACCUGGCCAAAGGUUCCAGGGUGAAGAGGCUGGUGUUUCCUGUCGGGCUGAUGGCUCUUAGUGCUUCCAUGUUCUACCCCCAGCAAGCUGCCUCCUUAACCAAGGUGAGCAGGGACUCUGUGUACAGCUGGAGUCAGCAGGGUCUGGAUGCUGUGCAGACGCUCUGGAAGGACCUGCCAUUUGGCAAGGGCAAGGCAGGCUGAGAAGACCGAGGACAAGAGCACUGCUAGCUGACACAGAAAGCCUGGACACAUCGCAUGAGAUUUUAAAAGUUAAUGGCAUCAAAGGUCCCAAAACAAUCACAUUUUGUUGUGUCAUGGAAUAUUUGGUUCAAACGUAGAGGAUAGGUUAUAAUUGGAGCCCGGCCGGUAUAUUGUUUCACCGAUAUUAUCCAUCUAUAUUGGCCGUAAAACCCAGUGUUUUAUUUGACUGUGCGUGUUCAUGUUGUGGGCCUAAUGUUGUGUCAGAGUGUGUUUGGGUGUGUAUGUUCAAUCAUGUGGUGUUCCUAGGUGUGGAUUGUUGCUGGCCCUCAGGCCCUUGUUCUCCUAUGCCUUUGGCACCUGAUUUGUUUCAUGAAAUUGUGAAAUCCUCAUUGACUGAUGUUAAUAUAGGGGAUUAGGAUUCUUGGCAUGAUAACAACGGUUGUCAGAGGAGUUGGACUGCAACUUCUGACAGAAUCACCUAUAUUCACAACAGCCCUCUUUUCCCGAGAGUGUUUCCCUAGGUGGCAACGGUGUGACACAAAGCUCCUCACGGUGCACGUAGUGUUGGCACACAAAACAGAAAACUAUUUGAAUUUUGAAGGACGUUACAUCAUGUCAUCACACCCACCAGUGGUGAGAGCCUGUUAUUACCAUAAUCUACUGUAUGUCUAAAUUGGUUGGAACCAGGCUCUUGUCGUAAAAAUACAAUUUGUUUUCAGUGAUAUAACCUGGCUUACUAGAGGUGAUAUAAACUCUGUAGUUCUGGGUGUGCUGCACCAGUGUGGAUCGAAAUCACAUUCAACACUCCUAUAUGCACCGCGCCUCCAUGGUAUACACACACCCUAGACAGAGCACCUUAACAUACCGCUGUCUCUCCUGUAACAUGAUACAUCACAUUCCCUCUUGCUCAGUUACCUUGCCAACUAACCAUGCCAACCUGUUGUAACCAUGCCAAUGGACACAGGAGACUCCUGUCAGCUGUCCUCUGACCUCGUUUCUGUGUUUAUGUCUAAAUCUUGUUGCUCAUGCUUGUUUUGGUUAUGUUUCUGUAUUUAUUUCUAAAGACAUUCCACCAUCAUUGAUCCACCACAGAGUGCACUACGAUAAUGUUGCAUAAAUUAUUUAAACAGUUAAAGAUGUUCUUCUACUGAAGGUGAUGAUUUUCAGUUUAAAUUGGUUGAUUUUUGUAUUGAUUGUCUGUUCCCAGAAAACUACUGUCUAUAAACAGAGAUAUGGCCCUAAUAAACCAAACUCCUAUGUGA
Molecule: messenger RNA, 2227 nt
Organism: Oncorhynchus tshawytscha (Chinook salmon)
Lineage: Eukaryota; Metazoa; Chordata; Actinopteri; Salmoniformes; Salmonidae
Gene: apoob
Product: apolipoprotein O, b
Exons: 9
Coding region: 390-965 (191 amino acids)
Biological process (GO): cristae formation
Cellular component (GO): MICOS complex
Source: RefSeq, a predicted model, not a curated record